Messenger RNA from Paecilomyces variotii, 5243 nucleotides. RefSeq lists its product as hypothetical. The transcript has 3 exons. The coding region runs from base 218 to 5080 and encodes 1620 amino acids. NCBI's taxonomy places the organism in Eukaryota, Fungi, Ascomycota, Eurotiomycetes, Eurotiales, Thermoascaceae. Gene Ontology annotation, molecular function: protein binding. The record is from RefSeq and is a predicted model, not a curated record.
UGUCCUCGUCUUCGAGGCAGCCCAUACUGUUGCUUUUUAGUGUUAUUGCACUAUCUCUGCUGAAAUGGAGCAUCGGUCACCGGUGUCGGGACCCGGUGCUUGAAAGCUUCUUUAGUUUUCCUUUCCUUCUAUUAUACUUUCCCGUUUCCUAAUUCUCAUAUUUUUUUUAUUCUGCUCUGCGCACCUGUUCAUCCUAGGACAGGUGCCACCGGCAGUUAUGUCGGACUCUCUCAGGGAUCCUGGAAAUAGAGGGCCAUCUUCUUUUGAACCAGACAAAUCUACCGGCAUCGAGGAUGUCCGGACUCCUACACUCGAUUCCAAGGAUUACUCCCCUCGGACACAAAAUGAUCUGGACAGCCGUCAGGCAAAUUCGACCGUGGAUUUCCAGGAUACGCAAUCAUUGUCUUCUUCUUCUUCGCCCCCAUGGCAUAAGGAUUCUAUUUCUCCAGGAACAGAACUUCAGCGUAAACGGAAACGUUCUCUAACGACUGACAACUUGGCAAAACCACUUUUGACGGACCAUAUGGAUGCUGACCACGAGGAUCCUACCACUUUACAUUCUAUGCCGAAUGUCAAACGGGCAAAGACCGGGGAAACUGUUGCAAUGCCGGAAAGAAGUUCUAUUCCCGUCGACAAAUCCAAGUUACCCAAGGAGUUAUGGCAGCAUAUUUUUACUUUCCUUCCUCCGGCCACACUUGGUGUCCUAUUGCGUGUCAAUAAAGCCUUCAAUUCUUACCUCACUUGCAGUGAGACGGAUUUCUCCAGCACUCCUCGCUCUACUGGUUUAUUAAGAUUCCAAACUCAGGAUUCCAUCUGGUCCAUUUCCCGUAAAACCUUCGUCCCAGGCAUGCCACGGCCAUUGAUAGACAAGACUGAGCUUGAAAUGUGGCGUUUGACCCGUGGACUCUCCUGCCAGUUCUGUGGAAAGUCCAGGAUACCGACUCGACCUGAGUCGUCACCCUGGGAGUCCGGUCCAGGUCCCGAUGGUGUCCGUAUCAUAUGGCCUUUUGGGAUCCGGUCGUGUGGAGACUGCUUCUCUGCGAGAACCGAAAAGGAGCUAGAUGUGAUGCUCUCAUCACUCCCAACGUUCUUGAUUCCUGCGCUUCCGUUCGCCUUGGUUACCUCCACAUUGCAUUUUGUUCCAUCCGUCACUCUCCGUUCAACACCCGUUCCACCGUCUGCUGCCAUCACAAAGUAUUAUUUCAAGCCUCAUAUCGAUAGCCUGAAGCUCAAGUUCGAGGAUGUCAAAAGCCUUGGGCCGGCCGUGGUCGAGGAAUGGAUCAAGGGCCUUGACAGUAAAGGCAAGGAGCACCUGGCUGACUCUUCACGGUGGGAACAAUGGGAAGCCAACGGUGGUUUGCGCGCAGUCCAGGAAGGCGGAUCUCUCAUAGGAUCAAGGCGUCCACGCACCACUUCUCCCGCCAAAUUUGAUAAUACUGUCCCGUCUUCCGCAGAGCCAAGGCAGACUGGUUUGUCUAAUGGAAAAUGGACCUCCAGCGAGCGAAGCCCUGCCGCUUCUGCGGCCAGGUAUGGUUUAAUACUACCACCUCGGCCUUUUAGUCCGCAGGUCCAACCGGGUCACCAUUUCCAGCCACGCAUGGAACGAAAUCUGCGCGAUAUAAACGAAGCAAAGGCUGCGCGUCGGGCUGAAAUCGAGCGUCGGUGUGCUGAAAUGGAUCCUCCUCUCACCCCGUCUGUUUUAAGUCAUAUGGAAUCUUUCCUAGCUGCUAUACAAAUUCCCCAUCCCUUCACAGAUCGAGAUUGGGAGAUCCUAAAGCCCCGAUUGAUGACGCAGAGAGAGGCUGCUGAGCGAAAAGAAGAGCAGCGCCUGAGGCAGUCCCAACUCCUGCAGGCACGAUCCGAAGAACGUCGACAGCAGGAGGCCCACUUGAAGGAAGCCAAGGAGAUGCUCGACCGUGAAUGGGAAGAUGUCCAAAGACCUAUUCGGGACCGAAUGGCCAUGUAUGCUGACGAGAUAAUCAAUGAAGGUUGGCGUGGUGGUAGCGCUGUUACUAAAGAGAAAAGCCCGAAAUUUGCCGCGGAUGUGUUGAUGUAUGUUCGCAAUAAGUUCUACGGUCACAUUGAGGAAGAGGAUGCCAUUGCCCGCGCCUCAGGGAAGCCUGUUGAGCUUGAUCCACCCAACGCACCCCCUCGUCGCAAGCUGAUCCUGGAGAACAUGAAGUGGAUAUUUGAUACUAAGGUCAAACCUUUCACGGAGCAGUUCCAGAAGGAGUUGUUUAUCUGCAAUGGAUGUGAGAACAACUCUAAAUUUUACGGGUUCGAAGGCGUCAUACAGCACUACGCUGCCAAGCAUACAAAUUCUCUCAGCCUAGGCAGUGUUGUUGUGCACUGGCGGUCAGAAUGGCCCGAGAAGCCUCCCUUUCAUCCAAACCCGAGUGCUGCCAAGGCUCUUUUCAUGGCGAUGGGCCAGAAUUCCGGAUUUCCAGGACACCAAAAGCCAUCCGGGAUGUUCGUGCCUGGCACCGAUCAAGGUCAUCCUAUACACCCUGAUACCCCCUCCAUCUAUCCACAUCAGUCCCCAGGCCCGUACGGUCCUCAUCCAUAUACUCCAUAUCCUUACGCCCAUGGACCGUUCAGACCACCGUCCCCCAACAUCAGUCACUAUUAUCCUGGUUCACCGCCAGCGUAUGGAUACCCUGCUCCCCAGACAGGAUUUCCUGCUGGUGCUCCUUAUGAACAACCUGUGCCGCCACCCACAGUAUAUGGUUCUCCAUAUAUCAGACACGCCUAUCCUGUUUAUCAGAGGCCCGAUCAUCACGUCGCGCCUUAUGCGACACAGCCGUAUGGACCGCCGCCACAAUAUGUGCCGCCCUAUCAGAACAGUUCCAGGCCGCCGAAGCGUAACGGCCAGUUCCAUCAUUACAACUCACCAGCUCACUCGUUCGGGCCUUAUCAGGAUCAAGCUGAUGAAAUGGCAAGAACCGCACGUGAAGUAUGGAACAGGACCUCCGGGAUCAAGGACCUCCCAAAUAGUGUUCGGGCGCAUGUUCUGAUGUACCAUGUCAUCACCGCGUUCAGAGAGCAGUUUCAGGGAGAUCCGCCGGUGGCGCUCUUUGCUGAUUGCUUAAACAAUCACCCACAGAUGAGACCCAUCCGAAAUCUGGGCGGUCUAGCAUGUAGAGCUUGCAUUCGAGGAGAGGUCUCUGGUGGAUUCCAGCAGCCCGAAGCCGGAAAUGAUGCGAGACUCUAUACACUGCCGGCAUUGGUUAGUCACUUUCAAUCUUCCCACGGAGAAGCCGUGAAGCCUAGCAUUAUCCCGCAAACUGGGGUUGAGGUAUUGAGACCGGACUGGAAGUAUGAUAUGAUCGAACUUCCAGACGCAUCAGCAGUCGCCUUGCUUCUCCAAGCUCCCGGUGUGGAUGGGGCGAAACUUCAGCUUGUUGCCGAUGCUUUCCCGGGCGUCUUUUCAAAACGUCCUGCGUCGAGGGAAAUAGUCCAUGCAAGAUAUCAGGCUCCUUCGCCACGUGCGAAAGCACAUACAGAUGCUCGAGAGGCAAAGCGACACUGCCGUGGUCUCUCCGUUUCUACGUAUGACAAUCUGGUGGCUGAUUCAGAAGAGCGACGACGAGAGGUAUCUUCGAAUCUGUCAAGCCCUAGGCGGCGUGACUUGGAAUUAGUGGUAAGCCGCGUACAAAGGGGUAUUGAGUCCCCCAUCAGAGACUCUGCCAGGCCGUCCAGACCAUCGCGGGAUGAUGAGUACUAUCCGCGCCGGCCAUCAUCCAUCGAGCCAAGCCGAUUCCCUUAUGAGAGCAUGGGUAACAGGCCACCUGCUUCACCGCUUCACCGACAAGUAAUCAUGCAUGGGCCAUCUCACGGAUAUUCCUCUUCCAGGGACUACGAUGAUAAAUCUUCACGCGGGACUCCUGCUAGUAGAAACCAGGACAUGGAAGAGCCGGACAGGAAUGACCUUCGAUCCCAUACGUCGACGGUUGACCGCUCCAGACAUAUCUUGGCAGAUGCGACAAGUCCGCGGCUUUCCAGGCAUCGGGAGCAUUCUGCUAAGCUAGAGUAUCGAAACCUGGACAGCGAAGUACUGGCUCCUGCACAUCGUCAAGGAUCCGUCAGGGCCCGUACUCCAGGGAAGGAUCCCGAGGAUGAAAAGAUCGUUGACAAGCUUAAAGCCGAGAAAGGACCGAUAGACGAGGUCGCUUCCACUGGAAGGUUGAGCGCGGCCGAACGUUUCUUGGAGAGUUUCUUUCCUGAGCAAGAAGCAGAUACAUAUCAACCGGACGAUUCUGAAGCCCAACCUAGGAUUGAGACAUCCCCUGGACCGCAAUGGCGGCAAGCAGAAAUGGAGCCGCGGCAGUAUCGUUAUGGCCCAUCAGCUGACAGACCAGGCGAAAAGAAUCCGCGAGGUGUCCGUGGCCGCAACGCUGCCUCUAGCGGUUGGCCGAGGAGAAAAAGAAGUCCUCCUGCAGGUUCCUAUGACUACGAGGCACGAUAUGAUUCCCGCAGCAGUAGGGGCCCGCCGCCGAGGUUCUAUAACGGAAGAUCCCCUGAUCAGGCGGAUUCUCGACAAGGAAGGAGGACUGCUAGCCACCAAGAGUCCAAACGGCCGCACAGUCGAUUCGACCGCUAUGAAGCUCAACGACAAGGGUCACUACGACCACGAUCAAAGUCCCCUGGCGUCCGAGACCGAGUCCCUGCAGAAGUCUCUUAUUAUGACGAAGGCAGGCCUCAAGUCCAGUCUCGCGAUGUAUAUCAGGGGCACACUCCCGAUGCGUACUAUGAACGCAGUCGCGUUGAAGAGCUAGCAUAUACAACCGCCCAACGAGGGCGUUAUCACUAUAUUGAAGAACCAAGAAGCGUGGAAACACAAUACGACAACCCUGUCGAGUACGUGCCCGUGCGUGUGGCCGCUCGAGAGCCUGGAGAUUCCGGGACGUAUUUCGUUGAACGAACGGCGCAGGCGAGCAUCCCCAAAGACUACACCAGCUAUGAUAUAGAGGCCUCCCGUCAGCCAGUAUGCGACGGCCAGGUCCAGUCAUAUCACUCUCUUGCGCAGUCGCACGUCCUCGGUGAGCGCAAUGCCGUUCGGCUGGAUGGGAGUCUCCGAUAGCUUUUGAAUGAGCGAAACAUUUGUCGUGUAUAUAGUUUUACGGCUGCUGCUAGAAAAAGGCCAGCUCAAUGUAACUAAGAGGUAUACCCUGCCACUGACUUGAGACCAUUUCUCAGUUCUCUUUACUGUCCCAGUUACUAUACCACCCAGUAGUAUUACCAUG